Arvicanthis niloticus (Nile rat) is the source of this 914-nucleotide messenger RNA. RefSeq names its product coenzyme Q7, hydroxylase (gene Coq7). The record is from RefSeq and is a predicted model, not a curated record. Gene Ontology annotation, biological process: regulation of gene expression; regulation of reactive oxygen species metabolic process; ubiquinone biosynthetic process. Gene Ontology annotation, cellular component: nucleus; mitochondrial inner membrane. Lineage: Eukaryota; Metazoa; Chordata; Mammalia; Rodentia; Muridae. Gene Ontology annotation, molecular function: 3-demethoxyubiquinol 3-hydroxylase activity.
GUUCCGCUGGCUCUCGGUCCGCGGUAUAUAUAUGUGUCAUCACCCUGAGUCGAGAGCACGAUUGGCGGGGCGUUUGGACCGUCGUUGCAUUGUCACCAGCGAUGAGCGCCGCGGGAGCGAUAGCGGCUGCUUCCGUGGGACGCCUGCGCACUGGUGUGUGUAGGCCCUUCUCAGCUUACGGGAGAGGCCUCAUCAUCAGGUGUUACAGUUCAGGAAUGACCUUAGACAAUAUUAACCGGGCAGCUGUGGAUCGAAUAAUUCGGGUGGAUCACGCUGGUGAAUAUGGAGCAAAUCGCAUCUAUGCAGGGCAGAUGGCCGUGCUCGGCCGGACCAGUGUUGGCCCUGUCAUUCAGAAAAUGUGGGAUCAAGAGAAAAACCAUUUGAAAAAGUUCAACGAGUUGAUGGUUGCAUUCAGGGUCCGACCUACGGUUUUGAUGCCCUUGUGGAAUAUAGCAGGCUUUGCCCUGGGGGCGGGAACUGCUUUGCUGGGGAAGGAAGGAGCAAUGGCCUGCACCGUGGCAGUAGAAGAGUCUAUUGCUCAUCACUACAACAACCAGAUCCGCACACUGAUGGAAGAGGACCCUGAGAAGUACGAGGAGCUGCUGCAGGUCAUCAAGCAGUUUCGAGAUGAGGAGCUUGAGCACCACGACACAGGCCUGGACCACGACGCGGAGCUGGCUCCCGCGUAUGCCUUGUUGAAGAGAGUUAUCCAGGCCGGAUGCAGUGCAGCCAUAUAUUUAUCAGAAAGGUUUUAAAGUAUGUCUAUUGAACCAUUUCUAGAGAAGAUGGUCAUAACUUAAGGAGUGAUGUUUGCGGAGGAGGAACUGUACAAUUAUCACUGUGUACGUUUUGUUAAUACAAGAGGUGGUGAUUGGGGGUUGUGUUGUUUGUCAGUAAAAUUCUUUGGCACUGGU